Molecule: messenger RNA, 1314 nt
Organism: Sabethes cyaneus
Lineage: Eukaryota; Metazoa; Arthropoda; Insecta; Diptera; Culicidae
Product: zinc finger protein OZF-like
Exons: 2
Coding region: 1-1314 (437 amino acids)
Biological process (GO): regulation of transcription by RNA polymerase II
Cellular component (GO): nucleus
Molecular function (GO): RNA polymerase II transcription regulatory region sequence-specific DNA binding; DNA-binding transcription factor activity, RNA polymerase II-specific; zinc ion binding
Source: RefSeq, a predicted model, not a curated record
AUGAGUGUUGAAGUUGACGAUUUUGGCGAAGAUUUGCUAGUUGAAACUAUUCUUACAAUGUGCAGAGUUUGUGAAGCAUCAAAUGUAUAUGUUGAUAUGUUGGAUAAUGAUCAUAAGCUUGCGCUAAAAUUUCAAGACGUAACUGGUGUCGCGGUUUCAGAUAAUGCUGGAUUACCGACAACUUUAUGCAAGGAUUGCGCUAAACAAUUGGAGAUUAGCUUUGAUUUCAAGAGGAAAUGUAAAGAAUCUGAAGCAAAGUGGCGUAAAAUAUUGUUGGGUGAUCAAGUUAACAUAACCGAGGAUGAACCAGAGCCGGCAUUGAUCAAGGAAGUAAAAGAAGAACCUUAUUCAGAUUCAGAAGAGGAGGAGGAUACGAGCAAUGAUGAAUGUGAAACACUGGUAGGUAUUCCUAAGAAAACCGGUGUUCAAAAAGUAAGUUACGAGAUUAAGAAUAUAGGCGGUGCAAAGUUUGAAUGUGGAACGUGCCAUGCCAAGUUCAACGAUAAAAAUGACUAUAGUAAGCAUAUUAAAAUACACGGUAGAAAACGAUUUCAAUGUUCACAGUGCUCGAAAUGGUUUCAAUACAAAUAUCUUUUGAUUUGUCAUCAGAAUGAAAGGUGUGGUGAAAAUGCUGUUAAGUAUAACUGUGAGUUUUGCCUUCAGUGGUAUUCUAACCGGAACAAUCUCAAGCGUCACAUUUCAGAAAGACAUGAAGGUCUCAAGCCCUUCAAAUGCGAAACUUGUGGGAAAUCCUUCAGUCAAAAAACAGUUUUAGCAUCCCACCGUUUGGUUCAUAUAAACUCAUACGAGUUUCGUUGCGAUGAGUGUCCAAAAAAAUUCAAACUGGAGAAACAGCUUUACCAACAUAAGCAAAUCCAUUUACCGGUAGAACAGCGUGAUCCAGCAUUUAUUGCGAAGCCACCUCGCAACCAAGUGAGGAUUAGUGUUUGUUCAUAUUGUGGAAAAAUAUCAAAAUCUAUUGCUUCUCACUAUAAUCAUAUAAGAACGCACACAAACGAAAUGCCAUAUGCUUGCAAAUCCUGUCCAAAAAAGUUCAGGUGUAAAACAGGACUUACAUGUCACGAGCUGAUUCAUAGUGAUCAAAAGCCACACAAAUGUAACACCUGUGGCGCGAGUUUCAGACAGUUAGCACACUUGAAAACUCACAAUUUGCUGCGACAUAUCAAAGUUAAAAAAUUUGCUUGUGUUAUUUGUUCUAAGCUCUUCGCUUUGAAAGGACUUCUUACGCAACAUAUGAGAACUCAUAAAGACCAUCGGUCAAGUGUGGAUACGUCUGACCAUGAUGAUUCAUAG